AUGAAUGUGACAGGCAUGACUAUAGUCUUGGCUGUGAUACUAUGUGCUACAACUGUUCAAGGCUUUCCCAUGUUCAGAGGAGGACGCUGUCUCUGCUUAGGCCCUGGAGUAAGAGCAGUGAAAGUGGCAUCUAUUAAGGAAGCCACCAUACUUUACCCAAGCAACAGCUGUGACAAGACAGAAGUGAUCAUCACCCUGAAAUUUGGUAAAGGUAAAAGAUGCCUAAAUCCAACAUCAAAACUAGCAAAAGAGAUAAUCAAGAGAGCUCAAAAGAAUCAAACUUUUAAAAUAUCAAAACGCAAGUCAUCCUAGAAAUGAGGAUUUGAAAAGCUAGAACAAAUUUAACUAUGAAGAGCAAAAUGCUAGGAAUUCAGCUAUAGGAAUCUGACUUUCUCCUGCCUGGUGCAAUGUACAUUCAUGCAUUCCUACCUUGUGAACCUUCCAGAGAUUUGAUGCUUAUAACUAUUCUGUUGUGCUGA
Talpa occidentalis (Iberian mole) is the source of this 479-nucleotide messenger RNA. It is a transcript of the gene CXCL11, whose product is annotated as C-X-C motif chemokine ligand 11. The record is from RefSeq and is a predicted model, not a curated record. The transcript is spliced from 4 exons. Gene Ontology annotation, biological process: neutrophil chemotaxis; inflammatory response; chemokine-mediated signaling pathway. The coding region runs from base 1 to 312 and encodes 103 amino acids. Gene Ontology annotation, cellular component: extracellular region. Gene Ontology annotation, molecular function: chemokine activity; CXCR chemokine receptor binding. Lineage: Eukaryota; Metazoa; Chordata; Mammalia; Eulipotyphla; Talpidae.